ACCAGCCCGGUCGGCAGCGUAGUCACGUGGUCUCCCAUGGCAACCGUCUUGUGUCACCGCUCGCACUCCGGUAGAACUGAGCCAGGCGCUCCGCUCGGGAUCAGAUGAGGAUUUUGCGCGCCGUGGCGACUCCGGCGGGGUUGAUCCGCCUUCACGCUGCCGUGGGAGCGCCGAGCGCGGCCUGCCGGGCCCGCGAGCCGGACGAUUUGAGGGAUUUGAAACGGACGGCGAGCCAACGAGCGCCAUGAGUCACUUCAACACCGGGCUCAUUUCAGCCUACAAUAGCCUGACGGACAAACACCUGACUGGCUACUUCAGCAGCGUGCGCAUCAGGAAACACCUGCAGAGAGCCGGAUUGAUCACCCCGAGCGGGCGUAUCGUUCCGGACAAGGAGUACAAACGCAAGCUGCUCCAGACGGCCCACCAGAGACAUGUCAGAGAGGGCCUGGCCCAGGCGAUCUUCCUCAAGGUGCUGGAGAUGGAGCGUCGCCAUCAGACGGAGAUGAAAAGAAAACUGGAGGAGUUCGCCAGGAGGGAGCGAGUGCACAAGAUGAAGCCGCGGCAGAUCAGGAUAGCAUUUAACAAGGUGUGGAACAUAAAUGAUAGUAAAAAUGUAUUUUUGCAGCCCAUUUCAGAGUUUGUACUUUGUGACUUAUGGAAUCAAACCAGCAGCGUUCCUCUGGAUAUUUGCUACUCGUUCCGUUGUUGUGCGCAGCCGUGUUCGUCUCGACCCAACACGGCUCCGGGAAAGAUGCAGCGGCCCGCGCGCUUGAAGCCCAUCCGCAGCGCCAACGAUAAGCGCGGCUCGCCUCGGAGGGUCCGCGAGGCGCUCGCUGACGACCGCCCGCCGUUCAACUGCACCACGGAGAGGCAGUCGAGGAAACACGAGACAACCGGGUGGGAUCCCCCGUUGGGCGUCUCGCCUUACUGUCUUCCGGUCAUCACCAACUUUGCUACGCCGCUGCCUCCCGCCACCAAGAGGAAAGCCAGGGGACCCGGCUGCGUUCCCAGCGGCACCCCUAAUCUCAGGGGCCGUCGACUGCUGCGCACCGCCGCCGCCUUCGGCGGAGUCGACACCAGUGAGGAGCAGCCCCCCCUGAGGACUUCGGUGGCCCAGAGCAGAGUAUGUAUCACCAUGGUGUAUUUCGGGAAAUCGGUGCGUCUCUCCCGCGACUCGGAGGACCGGAGGGACGAGGUCAAAGUGUUUCAGCAACACUGCGGAGGCGAAAACCUCUGCGUGUACAAGGGCAAGCUCCAAGAGGGAGAGACCUUCCGGUUUGUGUCGAGGCGACAUCGAGGUUUCCCCUUCAGCUUGACCUUCUACCUGAACGGCCUGCAAGUGGAGCGCCUCAGCUCGUGCUGCGAGUUCAAGCACAGGCGAGGCCCCAGACUGGGCGGCAGGCACGGGCACUUUGGCUUCGGCGCCGUAGAGCGGGCCUCGCCCUGCUACAAGUGCAUAAUUGCAAUGGGACUGGACAAAAUGCCCACUCCUCCGCCCAAGAGGGUUAAAGAUGCCGAGGAAAGCGCCACGGAGCACGGGCGCGGGUCCCACUCGGGGCGCGCGAGAACCUCUCCGCCACGAGAGGACAAACGCCGAGACGAUUAUGAAGAGGAUUUCGAAGGAGACGACGCCGCGGCCGUCGAUGAAUCCAGUGGACAGAAAGCGUCUCCGACCAGCGUGACGGAAGCGCUGACAAAAGAUGAAACUUCAUCCGACUCCGAAAAUGACGACAGGGACGACGAACACGACACCCGAAGUCCUUCAAGUUCCAGCCCCGUCGAGGAGAGCCACGUCGAUGCCGGCAAAGACUCCAGAGAGCCCAACGAAGUAGAAGAAAGCGACGACGAGCUCCAGGAUGAAACGGCGGAUGACAAAGACCAAGGGCGACCAGAAGAAGCCGCAACUAUCGAGUCGGAAGAGGAAGUCGACGUUUCUGACACCGGCGACAAAGAACCCAGCCUGGGGGAAGAUGGGACCGGGUCGGAAGAAUCGGAGAGGGCCAAAUCUGUACAGGAGAAGCUAGCCGAGGCCAUUCUGAAGGAUUCGCGGUCAAGAUCUGAGCCAGAGUUGAGUGACAUAAGUACCGAAGAGGAGGUGGUGGGAUCCACAGAUCGAGACCAGAAGGAAGCGCUUCUGGCGGACUCUAAACUUGAGGAAGCAUCUGAGCCAAAAGAGGGUCAAGAAGAACCUCAUGAGAACUCUGAAAACUCCAAAUUUGAGAUGGGGGAGCAGGAGGAGGUGAAGGAAGCAGAGGAUCGAGGUGAUUCUGAAGAAACAAAGCAAGGCGAGCCUCAAGACAACGCUUCGGCUAUCCCCACUGAUAAGACGACCGCGGAUCCUGAUGCAGAAGCAAAGUUGACCGGCAACACAACCGAAACGAAUCCAGAAGAGACAGCUGGAGGAUCAGGAUUAGAAAUAAAACCAGAGGAAUUUAGUGUUUUGUCGGAGGAAAAGGUUUCUCAAGAAUACAACGGAAAGGAGGAGCGCAAUGCCGUCAAAGAGGUGGAUGAUGCAUCAGUAGAUAUCGAGGCUAUUGGUGAAGGACGGGACGAGGUCAAGGCAAAAAGUGAGGAACACGGUAAAGGGCUGGAGGAAAAAAUUAACUGGAAUGAGAAACCGGGUAACGCUAACGAGGGAAGUGAAAAGGACGAAAGUCAGACCGAGGAAAGCCUCAAGGCUGAAGAAAACACAGCAGAGAUCGCGAGGGUUGAAACGCAAAGCAGCAACGGAGACGCAGCGGCAACCCUCGGUGAAGAAGAUGAGGCUGGUGAAUUGGGAAAAUCCGAGACAGACAAAGGUCAGCCUCUCCGUGUAAAAAACAGAGAAGGUGAAGAAGUACACGUAGAAAAGGCCGAUAAAGUCAAGGAAACAAACGUAGACAAUGGAGGAAAAACGGAAGCGCUAAACCAAGACGAGAAGGAAGCCGAAGAAAGUAAAGAUGUGACGGACAUUACUGCAAGAAAAGUCAAAAACGAAGGUGAAGAAAGGAAAGAUGUGAUGGAUAAGGGCGAAGAAGAGAAAAUCAUUACCGCUGAGGCAGGGGAAAGCGAAGAACUAAACGAAAAAACUACAGAUAUUAAGGAAGAAAGUAAUGGGACUGAAAAAGAUGAGAAUGAAACUGAAGAAAAUGAAGAUGUGACAGAUAAGAAGAAAGAAGAGAACAUCAUUUUGUCUGAAGUCAACGAAGGAGAAGAACCAGACAAAGCAAUCAUUGACAAUAAGGAAGAAACUGAAGCAAUAGAAGACGACGAAAACAAAGCUGAAGGAGAUAAAGAUGAGACGGACAAAGACGAAGAAGAGAAAACAGCUGAUCCUCACAACAAGGGAGAUGAAGACAUCAGCAAAGCAAACGCCGAUCGCGCGACGGAAAGUGAAGCCAACGGGAAUGCUAAGGAAGGUGAACAACGUCAAGAUGUCACGGACAAAAACGAGGAAAUCGUUCCUGGUCAUAGCGAAGGCAGUGACAUCGACGAGGAAAGUGAAGCAAGGCACAAAGAUGACAACGAAGCUGAAGGAAGUAAAGAUGUAGUGAGCAAAGAUGACAACGAGGAAAUUAUUAUCGUCGAGACCAAAGAAAGUGAGCCAAAAAAACGAGCCACCCCUGACCAAACGCAGGAACCUGAACACACACAUGAGAGCAAAGCUGAAAAAAGCAAAAAUAUGACUGACGAAGCUGAGGAGGAAAUUGUCACCGUUGACACAGAGGAAAGACAAGAACCGUCCAAAAUUCCUGAGGGACUGGAAAAAACAGGUGACGAUUCGCAAAAUGACGAGGAAACCAUUUUUGUGACGCGGAAUGAAAUGAACUCGACAAAGACGCCAGCAGACAAAGCUCAGACGAUGGAAAAUGGAAAAAGGAGUGAAAUUGACGCUGAAAACGGGGAGAUGUCCACUCAAGUACCAACUGUUGCUAACGGGGACAAUUGUGAUGGUGAGACAUCGGUGCAGAUUGAAGAAGGAAAACCUGAAGAACAGUCUGAAGAACACAAAGGUUUGGAGGUAAAGGUGGAAAUAUCUGGAGAUGUCCACAUGGUAGACGGUGGUGCCGAGGUUGGGUAUCAUAAAAACAACUUGGAAACUCUAAUAUCUGGAGUUGACGUCAUAGAGGACUUGGAGUCCGAUCCUCCAAACAAAACCAAACAAGACCACAGGGUUGUGAAAACCAAAGAAAGCAAGGCCAAAGUUGUCGAUGAUGGUGAAAAAUCAUUCGAAGAGGAAAAGUCUUCCGAUCUCCCAAGCAAAAACAAAAAGAGGGCUAAAGCUAGCUCCUUGGCAGAAGGAGCGAGUGUGCUUCUCCAACCAAAACCGCAGUCAAAUACUCAAUCCAUUGAUCAGCUCGCACAUGGAGAAAGUCCAGAGGUGUUGGCCAGAACGAGCAGUUCGGAGCUAGUCACCAGCUGGCUAACGGUGCAUCAAGCGUCCAACUUCUUUGAGACCUUCGUUGAACCUCUGGAGGACAUGAGGGAGUCCGACGUGGGUGCCAGCACCGAGGUCAGACAGUCUCCAGAGUUUCCAAAAAGAGUUGACCUGUCCGAUGCACCAAAACAUGUGGGAGACGGUAACCCCAAAGGCUAAGCUGAUUCCCAUCCUGAAAACUUUUUCGUUAAAGAAGACUGGGAGAAGGUCUCCAAUGAACACCUGAAACAGGUGCUACCAAAAACUGAAAAUGAACCAGAGCUUGGACAGAAAGAUGAAAGUAAAGAAUCUCUCGUAGACAAGGCUGAAUCAAGACAUGGGUGGAGAGCGGCAAACCCGUCAGGAACCAAACCUGAGACUGUCCCAGAAAUCACCGAGAAUGGGCUGCACUUGGAUGUCAUCCCCCCAUCAACUGAAGACCUGAACAGCUCUCCGCAAAACCGUAAUCAUCCCGCCGAUGAGAAAGUCAAAAUGCGGACAUCUCCGCGGGGAAAGAUGCACGAAGAAGGUCAAGAAGUAACUGAGGUUAGCCGUUUUACAACUAGGUCAGACGUCGGAAUCCACCUGGACAUUGACGAUAAACCGUCCGUCAAUAAGAGCACGCAGCUAACGGACGACGUCGGCAGUCAGGAGCUAAUGGACCAACAGCCAUUUGGUCCAAGGUCUUACUCUUUGCUGGCCUCAGCCGGGACUGAGAGCGGAAAUUAGACAACGUGCUUGUCUAUGGUCUUUGGAUGACAAACAGUCCCCGGUAGUCACUACUUUGCGCUAGCUCGUAUUUUCUGAAGGGACUGACUGACACAUGGGCACGAACAUUAGCGUAACGCCAAAAGUCUUCCGGGAAUCGGUGUCGAUGUCGCUGUUUCUCAGACCCCUGGGGGAUAUUUAGGGUGAAACGCUCAACAGGUAAUUCUCGUUCACACAUAACUUGGGUUUUUUUUGGGGGGGGGGGCGGCAAUCGAAAACACUUCUCCCUUGGACCCAAAAACUGCGACAAACCUCGGUUUGUAUUUUUCUGGUGCGGCCUCAACAUGCCUGAAAACUCACCAAACUGGUAAAAUGAAUACACAAUACUUUAUCUAGUAUCAGGUAUCUAGUAAUUUUCUUUUGAAGCAACUCUUUUGGGCAAAUUUCAGGUGUCAGUGAAAUUCCUUUGAGUGAACCUUAAUCGGAAGCAAGGAAUACCAGAAAAAUACCAAUGAAAAUUGAGAAAAUAAUUGCGUUGAUUAUGCCGCUUAUGCUGAUGUGGUGUCAAACCCAAAACCAGUUGGUAAGAAUCUUUCGCUACAUCAUUUUGGGGAACCUCUUACACAAAUAAACUUGCUCUAUCUACUUCAUGUUCACUGCUAAAUGGAUUUGUCCUUCUCAUUUUGGCAGAAAAUCUGAAUAUGACAAAUAUGACGAUGCGGACCCCAGUGACGAAAAUGAGUUAGACCCCCGAUCACGGUGUUUGACAAUCGGUGCGAGGAUUAGCAACGCAAGGAACCUGUAGCGAUGGUAUUGGUUCUUACAGUCUACCCCAACAUUGACUGAUGUUCAGGUCCCGAGAAACCCAAUCGCUGUCACGCAUCAGUCGCUAACGAGAAGCUUGGUAAUGAGUUGCGAGUACGACGCUCAAUGUUUACCACAGCAGAUCUCGAAAGUGGCCUGCUCAGCGGGAGGUAUUGAGCGCUAUCGCCGCUUACCUGCAAGCAGAUCCUCCCCCACGCACAAACGCUUGAAUAAUUCACAGCGACCGGUCUCCCUGGACUUAGCUUAGCCGCGAUGGACCCGCGCUUUUAACAUCGAGUGCUUUUUCCCGCCCUGGUAUAAAUUUCGCCGCGACGAGCGCUCACGUUUCAUCAUAAGCUAAAUAUUUUGUGACAACAUGAACUUCCUGAAAAGAUGAUUCAUUUAUUGCAGUUAUCAGCGGUUGGGCCGUUGAAGAAUUAAAGAUGGUGACGAACAAAGAUGUUUGACUUCAUUUUGAACCCCAUCCCGAAUAAUUAAAACACAUUUUAACCUUUUAACGACAUUACUAGACUUAUUAAAACUGCGUUUGUAAAGCAUACCUCAGCCUACAACAACACUCUCAUCCAUUCACAGUAUUCUCAUUGCGAACAAUGACUAAUAAUACUUCAUUAAUACUCGACCGACUGUGCCUCUUCUUCUUGCUCUUCAUUACGUUACAUCACUUCCAAUAGAGCUCAGUGCUGCCCGGCAGGUAGUGGCGAAACGUGGUACUACACUGAAGGUACACGGGGAAAAAAAACCAUUAAAAAGGGAUUGACGAAGGUCGGUACAGUGCGGAUUCACUGUGAAUACGAAGGGUUCCGGUCCUAUGUCGGAUACAGCGAUCACAAAACAAGGUUCUUUGGUACUGGUCCAGAUGGAGAGGACCGUGGACCAGCUUCCUCGGCGAUAGCUAAGCACAGCCUCCCCUUCUUCUUCUUCUCCAUCCACCAAUGCUAAG
Molecule: messenger RNA, 6869 nt
Organism: Syngnathoides biaculeatus (alligator pipefish)
Lineage: Eukaryota; Metazoa; Chordata; Actinopteri; Syngnathiformes; Syngnathidae
Gene: erich3
Product: glutamate-rich 3
Source: RefSeq, a predicted model, not a curated record